GUCCUGCCGGCCUCGCUUGGAACUCUGAGCUGGGGAAGCUACAGUCAUGCCAUGGAUCUGCCCGAUGUUUCCAUGCUGACGGGGCUUCGGACGCUUUGCCUGGACAGGGUUGCUGUGGCGUGUGGGAAAGCUGUGAGCCGCAGCCUGUCUCAUCUGGAGCAUUUAAGGCUCUCAUUGGCAGACGAUGCCGAGGAGCUUCCCUUCGCUCUGACGUUUCUGUCUCGGCUGCGCACUCUGAUUGUUCACGGCGCGGGAAACGUCCAAACGCUGCCGCCCGACACGGGGACGGCGUUGCCGCAGCUGCGGAAGCUGAAGCUGAAAUGCGCGGACGAAUUGAGGGAGCUGCCAGCGAGUGUCACAGCUCUUGAGAACCUCACGAGCUUGGAGGUUCACUAUGCUCCCCAACUGGCCUCUCUCCCAGAUGGCAUCGGUGCCUUGUCCAAGCUUCAGCAGCUGCGACUCAUUCUCUGCGAGCAGCUUGAGCAGCUGCCUGCCUCUCUCACCCGCCUUACCUGCCUGAACCAGCUGGCGAUUCCGCACUGCUCCAUCCGCUCGCUGUGCCCCGACUUUGCGCGGCUUACGGGACUCAAAUCCCUGUGCUUGACAGGCUGUGCGAAGCUGCAGGCGCUACCAGGAGAGUUGAGUGAGCUGAAGGCUCUGCAGAGGCUGGAUUUGCACGAGUGUGAGCAUGUGAUUGACAGUGACGGGUCUGUGCUCCCCAGGAGCAUCAACCAGGUGUAUGGACUGAAAAUAUACAAAUAG
This is a messenger RNA of Closterium sp. Naga37s-1, 762 nucleotides long. The record is from the annotation of a GenBank genome assembly. NCBI's taxonomy places the organism in Eukaryota, Viridiplantae, Streptophyta, Zygnematophyceae, Desmidiales, Closteriaceae.